Molecule: messenger RNA, 1425 nt
Organism: Aspergillus mulundensis
Lineage: Eukaryota; Fungi; Ascomycota; Eurotiomycetes; Eurotiales; Aspergillaceae
Exons: 6
Coding region: 1-1425 (474 amino acids)
Source: RefSeq, a predicted model, not a curated record
AUGCUUUCUUCUCAAAUCCAGGCUAUUCCAACAUCAAAACUUCUCUACAAAGUUCUCUACUGGGCAUUCUCACCAGCUGGCUCAGUUAUCAAUAUGUCCCGACGCCCACCCUCAAUGGACGGGGCCUUGAACAGCCUGGCCUCCCAUCAUUUUGCACUACUCUAUAUUGACGAAUGUGGCAAACUGCGCUUCGAAGCCUCCCCGUCGAUUGCCAAUGACGCCCACUCAAUACUGUCCUCGGAAGUGACCCAGUUAUUCCUAAAGGCAGUCACCGGGUCCGAGAAUGGGAGCAGGGCUGGCUCUGAAUCUAAUCUCGACCUGCGAACUGGGCGGAGUUCGUCCUCUCCAGAUUCUCCUACGUCCAACUCUAGCCCCAGUUCCUUCAUCUCUAUGCCUCUAGACACAAGCCGGAAGCGCAAGCGAGGAGCACACGAGUACGUGAUGCCAAUGAGCAUCACCUGUCAUCCGCGAACCAUGCUUUCAGUCUCGAACGAAAGCCUUCUGCAGAAGUACUACGAGAAGGCAUUUGAGGCUCUGCAGCAGGUAAACUGUCGCAUUCUAGCCAAGGCCUAUAUCAGACUUGUUGAACCACGGAAGCAAGUGAAUUAUCCAUACAACGGCCACAAGGUCGUUGCCGGUGUUUCCCAGCAGUUUGAUCCUGAAGAGACAAGACCUCCCUGGUGGCCUGCGAGUGCGGGAGUGACGCAUAAAGAACCAGACCACCUCCUGAAGCCGGAGCGGAUUCGCCUCCUCGUCUACAUCCUGUGCGAACUCCGUGAUAGCCACGGCAUCUGCGUCGAAAAGCUCAGGGAAGCCGACCAAGCCAUCCGCCGCCAAAUCGCGCCCCCUGAACGUCUUCAGAUCUUGGAUGAGAUCUACCGGGUCCGCGGGGAAGAAGAACGUUACCUCGAAGGCCGCUCCGACGCCCAAACAGUUGUAUGCGUCUCCCGCGUCCAUCUUCCAGACAUGCCAGACACCCAAACAUCUUUCUACUCACCAGCCAACUCAAUACCCAUGUCCGACACAUACCGCGAUGACGUCCCGAAUCUGGAGUCUCAUACCUCCGUCUUCUCUUCUUCUCUUUCAACCGGUGACACUCUUGUUCGACGAGAGUACGCAGCAACUCCAACCCCCAUCACCCCCGUUUCCAUGCCGGCAGCCUCAACUACCUGGGAGACAUAUUCCUCCACGAUCCCAGUUUCUGCCACAUUACCACCAAUCAACCCAUCCAUAAGACACCCCGGCACAGAACAUACCUCCCCUUACGCUCUUGAGUAUCCCACACCACCGACGUACGGCUACCACCAGCCGGCACCAACCCUUGAAAUGCAACCGUUCUCUAUGGGUUACGCAAACAUCCCUCCUCAUCAUCUCUCUCAGAGUGUCCCGCACAAUGGCCACCAGCCAUACUACUUCGACUACUAA